CUGACACACCUGACACUUGUCGCACCUGACAUACCUGACACACCUGACAUACCUAUCACCUCACACCUGACGCACCUGACGCACUUGACAUACCUGACACCUGACAUACCUAUCAACUGGCACUUGACACACCUGACACUUGUCGCACCUGACAUACCCAUCACCUGGCACUUGUCGCACCUGACAUAGCCAUCACCUGGCACUUGACACACCUGUUGCACCUGACACACCUGUCCUUUCCCCUCAGACCUCAGGGGGUGUGUCCAGAGCCAUGAAGAGUCUGGACCCUCUGUACUCUCAGAUAAGCUCCACCCACGACAACCCAGGUGACAAAGACCUGGACCUGAAGGGGGACGACGACAGUCCACAACCAGAUCGAAGCGUUGCAUCAUGGGAAGGCUCGUUCCCCCUGAUGGAUGAGAAGGAGGAGGAGGAGGAGGAGCUGGAUGAUGAGGAGGAGGAUGAAGGUGAAGAGAGGAAGAAUAGUGAGAAGGAACAGAGCCCGGUGGUGAAGAGGAGUAGGAGAGAGGAGGCACUGCAACCCCCCACCACCUCCUCUAAACCCUCCUCCUCUCUUAUCACAUCAACCUCCAUUACCUCCUCUCCCUCUGUCUGCACCUCCUCCUUCACACCCAUCACCUCCUCUCCCUCUGUCUGCACCUCCUUCACACCUAUCACCUCCUCUCCCCCUGUCUGCACCUCCUCCUUCACACCUAUCACCUCCUCUCCCUCUGUCUGCAGCUCCUCCUUCACACCUAUCACCUCCUCUCCCUCUGUCUGCACCUCCUCCUUCAAACCUGUCACCUCCUCUACCUCUCCCACCAUCUUCUCUUCCAUCACCUCCUCCAUCUCUCCCUCUGUCUGCGCCCUCUCCUCUUCCUCUGCUCCUCCUCGGCCCAGUCCUCCUCCUGACCUCCCCGUCUGUGCCAAGAACAUUUCUCUGACAGCAAGCGGACAGAAGGUCAUCCUCUGGACCAGAGAAGCGGACAGAGUCAUCUUGACAACGUGUCAGCAGGAGGGAGCCAAUCAGAACACGUUCCAGGCCAUCUCUACUCUGCUCGGCAACAAGACUCCCAAUGAGGUCUCUCGCAGGUUUCGGGAUUUGAUGAGUUUGUUUAGGACGGCGGCGCGCCAGACUGGCUCUGAUGAAGAGGCUCUGCCCACUGAGUCGGUAGCAGCCAAUGAGGAAGAAGACUGAUGUUAACCAAUCAGAAGAGCCGUAGGUUCCGCAGCAGAAGAAAUUAAGUUUGUUCCCAGGACUUUUAUUGUGAAGGAUUCAUCAAAGUUCACAGAUGUGUUUACUGAACGUCAAAACUGUAAAUAUGAACAUUUCUAAAUAUUUAAAGUUUUUGUAAAAAUUAAGUCUUUUUUUUUUAAUAA
Micropterus dolomieu (smallmouth bass) is the source of this 1380-nucleotide messenger RNA. Its product is annotated as GON-4-like protein. The record is from RefSeq and is a predicted model, not a curated record. The coding region runs from base 272 to 1198 and encodes 308 amino acids. Gene Ontology annotation, biological process: regulation of DNA-templated transcription. Gene Ontology annotation, cellular component: nucleus. Gene Ontology annotation, molecular function: transcription coregulator activity. The transcript is spliced from 4 exons. NCBI's taxonomy places the organism in Eukaryota, Metazoa, Chordata, Actinopteri, Centrarchiformes, Centrarchidae.